GAACUACGAUAGUACACACCACACCACACCACUACAACCUGUCUAUAUUCUAGUGUGAUAACCACCAAAACUUUCUCUCACUGAGGAAAUGGCAUCUUCUCCUAAUUCUUUGGUCUUCACAGUGCGGAGGCGCCAACCGGAACUGGUGGCGCCGGCAAAGGCCACGCCACAUGAGUUUCGACAACUUUCUGAUAUCGAUGAUCAAGAAGGUCUUCGAUUUCAGAUCCCCGUGAUACAGUUUUAUAAGUACGAUCCCUCCAUGCAAGGAAGGGAUCCUGUGCAUGUCCUUAGAGAGGCAAUUGCACAAACCUUAGUGUUUUACUACCCUUUCGCCGGUAGGCUCAGGGAGGGACCUAACCGGAAGCUCACGGUGGAAUGCACGGCUGAGGGUGUCAUGUUCAUUGAGGCUGAUGCCGACGUUACCCUAGAGCAAUUUGGUGACGCCCUUCAGCCACCGUUCCCUUGCUUGGAGGAGCUUCUUUAUAAUGUUCGUGGUUCCGAUGGGGUUCUUAAUUGCCCACUCUUGCUAAUUCAGGUGACGCGGCUCCAGUGCGGUGGUUUCAUCGUCGCCCUCCGUCUUAACCACACCAUGAGCGACGCGGCGGGGCUCGUCCAAUUCAUGACGGCCUUGGGAGAGAUAGCGCGUGGCGCAGUUUCCCCGACCGUCCAGCCGGUGUGGCAGAGGGAGCUGCUCAAUGCGCGUUACCCACCGCGUGUGACGUGCACGCACCGCGAGUACGAAGAAGUGGAAGACACCAAGGGCACCAUAAUUCCACUUGAUGACAUGGUCCACCGGUCCUUUUUCUUCCGCCCCACCGAGGUGUCCGCCAUCCGAAGAUUUGUCCCGCAGUUCCUCAGCAAGUGCUCCACGUUCGAGGUCCUCACGGCCUGCCUCUGGCGCUGCCGUACCAUCGCGCUCCAGAAGGACCCAAAUGAGGAGGUGCGCGUGUUGUGCAUUGUGAACGCGCGGUCCAAGUUCAACCCUCCGUUGCCAGUGGGUUAUUACGGCAACGCUUUUGCGUUCCCGGUGGCGGUGACGACGGCAGGGAGGCUAUGCAACAACCCAUUGGGGUACGCGUUGGAGCUAGUGAGGAAGGCCAAGGCGGACGUGACGGAGGAAUACAUGAGAUCGUUGGCUGACCUCAUGGUUAUUAAGGGUAGGCCCCACUUCACGGUGGUGAAUUCUUACCUUAUGUCUGAUGUGACACGUGCUGGGUUCGGAGAAGUGGAUUUUGGGUGGGGGAAAGCGGCUUAUGGUGGGCCAGCGAAGGGCGGGGUCGGGGCAAUACCUGGAGUGGCUAGCUUUUACAUACCGUUUAGAGACAACAGAGGGGAAGAUGGGAUCGUGGUUCCGAUUUGUUUGCCGGCGGCGGCGAUGGAGAUAUUUGUGAAGGAACUAGAUACCAUGUUGAAUGCGGAUGAAGAACCGAUUAGGGUUCAAAGCUCUACCAGUUUUAUUACGUCUGCCCUGUAGUAUAUGAGUUUCUGCUCGACAAUAUGUAUGUCGUACUGCGUGCAUGUAUUUAUUUGCUUUUAUUUUCCCUAAUUAGUUUCUUUUCUACUGUAAUAUGGAUGUCUCCUUGAUACUACAGAUGCUUUGGUUACGAAAGCAAAAUUAGUUGGGGGUAGUUUUUUCGCAAAUUGACUUUUAUACCCUU
Malus domestica (apple) is the source of this 1658-nucleotide messenger RNA. RefSeq names its product benzyl alcohol O-benzoyltransferase-like. Gene Ontology annotation, molecular function: acyltransferase activity, transferring groups other than amino-acyl groups. The record is from RefSeq and is a predicted model, not a curated record. Lineage: Eukaryota; Viridiplantae; Streptophyta; Magnoliopsida; Rosales; Rosaceae.